Molecule: messenger RNA, 3179 nt
Organism: Porites lobata
Lineage: Eukaryota; Metazoa; Cnidaria; Anthozoa; Scleractinia; Poritidae
Source: the annotation of a GenBank genome assembly
AUGGCUGUAACCAUUUUAAAUGUUCUGAUAAGCAUAUCCCUUCUGUACAACGCUGUUGCAACGUUCCCGAAAGCCAACCUUUAUCGGGACUUAAAGCGCCAAAGUGCCUUUGGGAAUUUUCAACUAGACCAACACCAGAAGUUAGUAGGAACUACGAUCGCCUCUUCCCUUGUUUCAGACAUAAUUGACUGCACGGUCAACUGUGUAAGUGAGACCCUGUGCAAAUCGUUUAACAUCGCGGCGAGUCCUGACUCUGAAAAUCUUUAUUUGUGCGAAUUGCUAGACAUCGACAAACAUAGAGUUUCUAUAGAUGAUCUUCAAGUGAACCUCGCUUUUAAUCAUUACAGCCCUUGGGUAAGUUGAAUGUUUUAGUUUUUCUUAUAUGCUAUAUUGUAAAGUUGAUUAACUCAAACCUGCAAAUGAACGUUUAAACAAUGAUGGCUUCUAGAAUGAAGAACUUGAAAGAGAUCUAUUACGAAUACUUUUUGUAAUUUAGGAUCUAAAUAUAUCAGCAAUUCUCUUUCACGUUGAUGAAAUUAGCCUACUGUUAUUCCUUUGUCCCUGUUUAUCGUAAAGAAACUUGCUCAAUUUCACAUUGUUUUAUUGGUUUGACUAAAUUCUCUACUCGCGGUUCCUUAAUUAAAUAGUAGUGAUGAUAAUUUUUUUAGAGACUUUACCAUGCAAAUUAACCCACUGAAAAUCGCAGCUUUACUCAAAUCCAGUGGCGCCACUAUCAAAAAAGCGACGCAGUAGAGCCCCGAAAAAAAGAAAAAAAAACACGCAGUACAUACAAGAAUGCAGUGGUGGAACGCUUCACCUUAAAAUUAAGCGGUCUCAACCUUUAUGAUCAAUGUUUUUUCCAUGUUUGGCCACAUACAACAAACCAUUUCUAAACUAGUGCUGUAGAAGAAAGGCCUAAUGUUCGGAAAGUUGAGAAAGAUGUUUAUCCAGUCAGUGACAUAGGUUUGAUUCCUAUUGGGAGAACUCGGAUUUUUCACCUCUUCCGACAGAGCCACCUUGUCAUUCAUGUCAGAUUCACCAGGAUUAAAACUCACCAUCGCUUUUCUAUCAUUGCUCGAAAAAUUGUAUUGUUUAUUUAACAACUGCACUCAGGUGAUAAAACCAAAAAUUACAUGUGCAAAAGUUAAUAGGGUGUAGUCGCUAACUUUGUUUUUACUUCGUUUACCCAUAGUAUCCGUGCCAGCCAGGAUUAGUUGGAUUUAACUGCGAUCGUCAAGGUAAAGCAUCGGAGAUCGGAGAAUUCUCCGUCUACUACGUAUAAUACUCCGGCUAAAUUUCAAUGAAGUUAUGGCCAUUUUUUUAUUCAGACGAAUCAGACGUGAAUACGAUAUGUAAAAAGAAAUUAUUCCCAGAAAUGCGUAAUUUUAGCGCCUAGCCACUUGCUUUACAUUCCUAAAUAGAUAACAAAUGCAUAAAAUACCUUAUCUAAAUGCUAGCAGUUUUAAGCCCAAUAAAACUAACAGGGGACGUGUAAAAUAUUAGACGGUUUUCUGAAGCGUGGAGAGUUGACUGUAUGCUCGACGCUUUUUUGUUUGCACGUGAAAAAUUAUUAAAACGAAUAAAUACUAAUAAAACAAAACUUGAAACAAAACAAAGUGCAUGAUGAACAAAUCUCAGUGGCAAAUUUACGACAAGAAAAGUUUAAUGAAUAAGAAUCAAGUACCUUUAUGAAUAAAAAGAACGAUUUCUUUUUGAACUGCUAUGGAAAUAUAAUUUGCGAUGUUUACCGUAUAUAAAUGACAAAUUAUCAAAUUACUAUGAAGCUAAUCAAAAUUUGAGAUUUUUCUAUUGUAACGACCACUUCUAAAACGGCAAAUUCUAAAUUGUAACUGCAGAGGAGACAAAGAAGAAAUAUUCAAAAUAGGUUUUUUACAAGAGUAGUCGGCAUUUAGCUGUCUUUCCGAAAGCCUAUAUUUAUUCAAUUAUUAUGCCGCGCAUGGAAAAACUGGGCACUUGAAGUACUUGUCGCAAUUAAUAAAGAGUAUAGCAUUCUGGGAGAUGAAAGUCAUGGUGACGUGUGUGGCAACAUUGACGUUGCCAAGGAAACCGAGGAUUGACAGCCAUGAUUCAAAAAUGUGCAUUUUGUUCCUUUAAAAAUGAAAUAGAUUUAAUAUUCAAAAUGGCGAAUCCUAGGUGACGGAUGAUUCUAGUUCCAUCAUUAAAAAUAAAUGACGUCAUCAUGACAUCCCUGCUAUUUGUAAAGAUCAGUAACGUCUUAGCGAACUUCUUGAUUUUGAUUAUUUUUCGCUGUAAGAGGAAAAAUUGAUGCAAUUUGGAUUCUGCCAGUAAAUUCAACAAUAUCACUAGCACUAUCACUAUCACUAUCACUAUCAGCAUUAUGGUGCUCUCCUCUUCAAAGUUACUUUACGCUCUUUCUUUCCAUUACUAACAACAUUGAUGAACGUCGAAAAACUGUCAGGAAAAACAGAUUUAAGAAGACAGCUACAACCUGUUUCAGUCGUUUUAUUUGUGAACAUCCCCUCCCCCUUCUUUUGGACUUUCUGGCCAAUGUUCUUCACUGUUUGAUUAUUAUCACUUUUGUCCAUUAAGGAAAAACAUGCAGUGAAAUAAAAUCGCACAGUCCACAAGCCACAAGUGGUUCUUACGUUAUUGAUCCUGAUAGUGAAGGAGGCUACCAGCCCUUCAGUGUCUUCUGUGACAUGACUGACAAGAAGGGAGUUGGCGUGACAGUCGUUGGUCAUGACAGUGAAGAUAGAAUUUUGGUGAAAGGAUAUGAAGCUGCAGGAAGCUAUGUGCGUAAUGUUGUUUACAUAGGAGCCAGUGUUCCUCAGUUAGCUGCCCUUGCAACUAACUCAACAAAUUGUGAGCAGUUUAUCAAGUACGAAUGUUUGCACUCCAGGCUUCUCAUUAAUGGAUACGGUUGGUGGGUAUCACGUGACAACAUUAAAAUAACGUACUGGGGUGGUGCAACGCCGGCUGAUUCGAACAAGUGCGCAUGUGGGGUGACGAAUUCAUGUGUGGUCAGCAGUGAAGGAUGCAACUGCGAUAAAAAUGAUGCAGUAUGGCGCGAGGACAGCGGCCUUCUUACUGAAAAGUCUCGCCUUCCUGUCAUACAGUUGAGGUUUGGAGAUACUGGCCAUUCUGGUGAAUACGGUUACCACACGCUAGGAAAGUUUAAAUGUUAUGGUAUGACGUAA